AUGGCGUCGGAGAGAACUAAGCUUUACAUUGCAGUCAUCUUCACACAGUUUGUGUGUGCAGGCAUGUCCUUACUCUCCAAGGCAGCAAUAACUGAAGGAAUGAAUCCUCAUGUUUUUGUUGCUUAUCGACAAGCAUUCGCGACGCUUGCCUUAUCUCCUUUUGCUUUCUUUCUUGAAAGCAAGCAGUCUGCUCCACUGUCUUUCCUCUUACUCUGCAAGAUAUUCUUUGUUUCUCUAUGCGGGAUUACCAUGACCCUUAAUCUGUUCUAUUUUGCACUGAAAUACGUCUCCGCGACAUUUGCUACAGCGUUCACUAACACAAUUCCUGCCAUUACCUUCAUCUUAGCUGCUAUCUUAAGGAUUGAGAACAUUUCCAUAAAGCACAGGAAAGGAAUUGCAAAAGUAUUAGGUUCUGCUGUAGGUCUUUCUGGGGCUUUGGUGUUUACUUUUGUCAAGGGGCCUCCUGUGUAUCCAGCUGGGCAGAAGGAAAUUUCAGGCAAACCAGAAAAGAGUUAUUCCAAAGAAUAUUGGAUGAGAGGUUCUCUUAUCAUGCUUUUGGCCUGCUUAACGUGGUCAUUGUGGCUGAUUAUGCAGGUUCCGAUUAUGAAGCUAUAUCCAGCAAAACUAAGGCUUACAACUCUACAAUGCUUCUUCAGCUGCAUACAGUCUGCACUUUUGGCCAUUGCCAUGGAAAGGAACAUGUCAUCAUGGGAACUUGGAUGGAAUGCGAAUCUUUUUUCUGUGGCCUAUUGUGGUGUAAUUGUCACUGGGAUUACUUACUGGCUGCAAGUUUGGAUUGUAGAGAAGAAAGGCCCUGUGUUCACAGCCAUGUUUACUCCAUUGACACUUAUUAUAACAGCCAUCUUCUCAGCUCUCUUGUUCAAGGAGACCCUUCACUGGGGAAGUGUUUGUGGGGCUGUAUUGCUAGUAGUUGGUCUCUAUGGCGUUUUGUGGGGAAAGAACAGGGAAGUAAAAACUGAAACAAAUGAACAAACGCCAGAAAUCAAAGGGGAAACAGAGUUGAAGUGCAUUACACAUCAGUGA
This is a messenger RNA of Ilex paraguariensis (yerba mate), 1044 nucleotides long. Lineage: Eukaryota; Viridiplantae; Streptophyta; Magnoliopsida; Aquifoliales; Aquifoliaceae. The record is from the annotation of a GenBank genome assembly.